GAUCGAUAUAGCGGGUUUUAGUUGCCAAUAUGGCCGCCGAGGAAAAAGCAAAAUCGGAAUUUAAUGAUAUUUUGAGCCGUAUUGACAGAAAAUAUGAGAUAAUAGAUGUGAAGUGGAGUGAAGAGAAGUUUUUCGAAAUAAAAUUCCGUACUCAGAUCCAGCGAAAUAGUGAGGAUUUCAAUGCUUUAUGCGACGAAUGGGUCGAUCUCUUCUCGGAAGUUACUAAUACUGUUUGGGCGAAAAAGAUAUCAAACACCGGUCCGAAAAUAAGGUUUAGAAAACAGUAUCAGUGUUGGACACAAGGCGGGAAAAUCGUUCAAAAGGAACUCCUUUUUGAUGCGAGGAGGUGCAAAGGCACUUUGGAUAUUAAAGUUUUAACAGAUAAUCCCUUCACUAGGAGAAAAAAUAAACACAUUAGAUUGGGUUUAAAUGUAGUUGUUAAGAUAAAUUUUAUCCAUUUACAUAAAGUGGAUACCUUGAAACCUUUUGCUUUCUUUGUACAUGUGUGUGAACCUCAGCCAGAACCACCAAAGCCUAUUAUUCAACCAAAUGACAGGUUGCCUCAGCUGGUAGCUGAAAUGGUACAAAAAGGACUUAAUGCUUCUCCGAAAGUUGUGAAUCUAAAUCCACAAACAGUCGAGCAGCCAAAACAAAUUGACAACAACCUCGUCCGAAAAGAAGAUAUACAAACACAGCAAUUAUUCCAAACGAGUAUUUUGGAAGAUUUAGAAGGUAACAAAUCGAUGGAGAAUUUGCAGGGCCAAAUUAUUCCUGAAAACAUACAGCUGCCUAGUAUGCAACAACAGACAAUACAGUUGGUUCAAAAUUUGCCUAUUCAGGGAAUGGAAACCAUCAAACUCGAAUUACCCUCACAUUUGCAACAGUAUACUCAAUUUGUAGUCAGUGAUAUAUCUGAACCAUUGUUAAUGUGUCAGUCAUUAAUGUUGGAUACUUCUCAAGUAAUCCCUGUAUCAACUCAUACAUUACCAUCACACUACGUGCAGAUACAUUCACAGAAUUUGCAUAAUCAGUAAGUUUUUUGUUGUAGAGGUACGAAUCUCACAAUUCUGUAUUAAAAAAAAAACUAUUAGAGACUGACAAAAACUAAUUAGUACCUAUUUAUAAAGAUAUAAAUUCCUACUGACUGUGUUAAUUUAUGUGAAUGACAUUUUAAUAC
Messenger RNA from Zophobas morio, 1177 nucleotides. RefSeq lists its product as uncharacterized. The record is from RefSeq and is a predicted model, not a curated record. The transcript is spliced from 2 exons. Bases 30 to 1034 code for a protein of 334 amino acids. NCBI's taxonomy places the organism in Eukaryota, Metazoa, Arthropoda, Insecta, Coleoptera, Tenebrionidae.